GACUGGAGGCCAAUGUAAACACCUGCACAUAUAUAAAAAUAUCAAAAUAUUCAGACAAGAAAGACAGCCAACGAAAUCGAAGGAUGUGGGAAAAGCUGGUAAACUGCAUGAAGGGUAAUGGCGGGGCCCAAAAGAAAAGCUGUCAGGUAAUUCAACUGGCCGAUUUGGUGAAACAGGUGCCACCGAACCAGAUGAAGAUGUUCCAAAUGUUUUCCAAGAAGCACGAGGAGUAUAAGGAUCGCGUUCGCAAGUAUCCCGAAUCGAUGCCCACAAUCGACUGGGAUUACUAUCGGCAGAAUGUUCGUGAAGAGUUUGUGGAUUGGGUGAAGGGUUACGAGACGAAGUAUGAUAAGAUGCACUCCCUGUUUGAGAAUCGACACGCAAUGGUGGACCACAAGCGCUAUUUCGACCAAGUGGAUGCCGAGGCGGAGGAGGUUAAGAAGGAAAUCAGUGCCUACAAGGCGGCAUCCAAUGAGAGGAUCAAGAAGCUCAGCGAACAGAUGGAAUUUGCGAAGGGAAUGCACCCAUACAAUAAUAUGACUAUGGAGGAAUUUUGCUUUGCCAGGCCACAUUUGGCACCGGAUUUCAUAAACAAACCCACUUUCUGGCCGCACACUCCCGAAGAGCAAACGCCAGGACCUUCGGAUCCGGCGGCAGCAGCAGCUUUACAUGAAGACCACGAGCCUGAGCCGCCCAAGAAGCCAACUCCAUCUCUGGAUAAGCCUCCAGAAAAGGGUUCUGGAGAUGGAAAAACCGCAACUGCAGUGGCUACAAAGAAACCAGCCGAACCCGUCGUAGACACAACUCAGUUGGCUGAAAAGGCCAGUGGGUUGGCCAAAGAUUUGGUGGCCAAGGCAAUCGUUCUUUUCAACACUCUCAAGGAGAAAUUGUCGGGCUUGGCCAAGAAUGUCCAGAAGAAAGCCGAGGCCGCCAAGGCAGCCCGUGCCGAAGCUGCCGGCAAGUCCAAAACCGAAACCGAAACUUCCACAUCCACAGCCACACCCACAAAGUCACUAGAUAGCAUUAGGGAGCGCGAAUCCGGAUCAAAUAUCUGCAACCAGACCAUUAUUCGCAGUGAAGAAGGAGAAGCCAAUCCGGAAGUGAAGGCCAGACAUGCUAAUCUAUCCAUCGAGGCAGAACCUUGCGAUGCCCAGGAGGAGAGAGCCAGGGAGAUUGCCAGGACACUGGAGCGCAAACGUCAGUUGCAAGAGGCGGAGGAGUGGGGUGGCAGGAAAAAGGAUCCCUGUAAGCCCAAACCGGAUCCCUGCAAAGAGGAAGAAGACGUCUACGAGCCCGAUCCUUGCAAGCAAAAAGAGGAAGAGGACGUCUGCGAGCCCGAUCCUUGCAAGCUUGGAGAAGUCUGCGAACCCGAUCCUUGCAAGCCAGAUCCUUGCAAAACAGAUCUUUGCAAACCAGAUCCUUGCAAGCCAGAUCCUUGCAAGCCAGAUCCUUGUAAGCCAAAAUACGAAGACGUUUGCAAGCCCGAUCCUUGCAAGCCAAAAGAUGAAGAAACCAUCUGCGAGGAUGAGGAAGAUCCCUGCAAGAAAAAACCGAAAGACGAAAACGACUGGGGAUCCGAUAUGGAAUCGGAAAGUGGUUCAGAAAGCUCCAAGGAGCAGGAACAGAUCUUUAUAAACAUAGCCGAAUGCAGCAAGGAACUAGCCAGGAAGGAAGAAAAGAAAUCUGGUGAACCAGGAAAACCCAAGGAAAAGGCUUCCCUAACAGAGACAGUAGAGGGCACUGGUCAAAAACCCAUAAUCGGCUUGCAUCAUUCCGAAUCAAAAGAUGCCAAGAAAGAUCAGAAGGGCAAAAUCGAAGGAGCCAGUGAAGUGGGUCCUGUGUACACAGAUCCCAAGCAAAUUGUAGAAUUGCUCGAGAAGGACAAGGAAGCCAAAGAACUCAAGGAAAGAGAGGAAUCGGCUAAAAUCCAAGAGGCCAAAAAGCCCGCAGAUGGUAAGCCAGUUACUAUAUAUCCUAAGCUGGAGAUAUCAGCCAAACCGAAACCCGAACACACAGACGACAUCAAGGAGUCACCUAAGGAUAUGGCCAAGCAGGUGUUUAAUAUGGCCACAGGAGCUGCUUCUCUUUUGACCGAGGCAGCCAACACACUGGAGGACUUGAAGAAAAAGAAGGAGGAGCGACUGGAGGCCCUGGAACAGGCCUACACAUCCGCUCAAAGGCAGGCCCAAGGAGCACUUGCCGAAGCCUCCAAGGCCGUGGAAGCUGCCAACAAGUUGGCCCAGAGAGCUGCCGAACAAACAGGCGAAAUAAGCAGCCGCGAUCAGGAGGCUUUGGACAUGGCCGAAAAGCAUGCUAUCUUGGCCAAAAUGCUGGCCAGUCGUGCGGUGGCCUUGAAGGACGAGAUCGCCCGUGUCCUUAACGACCUGAAAAAGAAACAAUAAGCCCCAGAACACACACACUUUUUAAACGAUUUUGUACCUCAUUUUGUUAGUUGUUCUUUUUCGUAUUAAAUUUUCUGUUGCAUUUUUCACGUUCAAAA
Molecule: messenger RNA, 2500 nt
Organism: Drosophila rhopaloa
Lineage: Eukaryota; Metazoa; Arthropoda; Insecta; Diptera; Drosophilidae
Product: golgin subfamily A member 6-like protein 10
Exons: 2
Coding region: 84-2402 (772 amino acids)
Biological process (GO): proton motive force-driven ATP synthesis
Molecular function (GO): proton transmembrane transporter activity
Source: RefSeq, a predicted model, not a curated record